AUGCUCAAGCUUGUCGACUAUAGGAAUAGAGAAUUAAUGGAUGGAUGUUUGACAAAACGGGAGAUUUUUCCUUGGAAUAAAGAAGCAGAGGUUAAGAUUCAGCAGUAUUUAGAAUACGGUAAUAUUUCUCCAGAAAAUCUUGUAUAUAAAUCAACAGGAGGUAGCAAUGAAAUUGAUAAGGCAGCUUUAGUGAAGAUGGUGAGAGAAUGUGAGUUCCGAUUCAGCCAGACAAAUGGAUGUUAUAUCAAAGGACAUUGUCACCAAUGCUGGGGAAGGUCAAGUCAUGAGAAAAGAGACCCCAAGUGCCGCAAAGGAAGGAUCGCCAAAAUAUUGAUUCAUUCGUAUUAUGAGAGACUGCUGUUGCAGAUGUAUUUUUUGGAGAGGGGAUUGACAUUCCGAUUACCUACGGUGUGCCAUGCUGUAGAUUUAAUGGUCUACUGUUCACGGGAAAGCGCCCCGUUAUUCAUAGAUUAUGUUUUGUGGCUAUUGUCUCGAUAUGAAAGGAUGGUAAUUGCAUAA
Molecule: messenger RNA, 519 nt
Organism: Debaryomyces tyrocola
Lineage: Eukaryota; Fungi; Ascomycota; Pichiomycetes; Serinales; Debaryomycetaceae
Source: the annotation of a GenBank genome assembly